CCCAAUCUCCAACCAACCCUUCUCUCCCCCCCCCCAAAAAAACCACACUAACUCCUCCAAUCGCGUCGAGCGACAAUGACCGGCGGUGACAGCGCCACGGGCGUCCAGCGGCGGCACCCUCCGCGCUACGCGGACGAGUCCGGCCGCGAUUCCGACGAGAUCGUCGCCGAGGACGCGGCGGCGGAGGGGAAGAUCUCGGUGGAGGACGCGUUCAGGGACGCGGAGGUGCCGUCGCUGUGGCAGCAGCUGACGUUCCGCGCGAUCUUCGCGAGCGCGCUGCUCAGCCUGGUUUUCAAUUUCAUCGUCUGCAAGCUGAAUCUGACCACCGGAGUGAUCCCGUCGCUCAACGUCGCAGCCGGCUUGCUCGGAUUCGCGAUGCUGAAGGGAUACACGGAGCUGCUCAACAGAUUCGGAUUCCUCAAGCAGCCGUUCACCCGCCAGGAGAAUACAGUCAUCCAGACCUGCAUCGUCGCCUCCUCCGGGAUCGCAUUCAGCAGUGGGACGGCGAGUUACUUGCUGGGAAUGAGCCCAGUGGUAGCGAAGCAGGGGGAGACUGGGAACACGCCAUUGAACGUGAAGGAGCUCUCUGUUGGUUGGAUAAUGGGGUUUCUCCUGCUGGUGAGCUUCGUUGGACUGUUCUCCAUCGUGCUGCUGAGGAAAGUGAUGAUCCUCAAGUACAAGUUGACUUACCCUAGUGGUACCGCAACUGCCCAUCUCAUCAACAGCUUCCACACCCCCAAAGGAGCAGCUCUCGCCAAGAAGCAAGUGGGAGUGCUCUUCAAAUCGUUCGGCGGCAGUUUCAUUUGGGCCUUCUUCCAGUGGUUCUUCGCCGCUGGGGAUGCGUGUGGCUUCGCCAACUUCCCCACUUUAGGCAUUCAAGCGUUUAACCAGAAAUUCUUCUUCGAUUUCUCGGCAACGUAUGUUGGAGUUGGUAUGAUCUGCCCCUACAUGGUUAACAUUUCGCUGCUUUUUGGCGCCGUGAUUUCCUGGGGAUUAAUGUGGCCUUUGAUCGAUGCCAAGAAAGGUGACUGGUUCAGCGCCGAUCUUAGCCCUAGCAGCCUCCACGGUCUCCAAGGUUAUAAGAUAUUCAUCGCAAUCGCGACAAUGUUAGGCGACGGGCUAUUCCAGGUGAUCUACCUGCUGGUCAAGUCAACAACAUCCCUCAUCACAUCCUACACAUCCAAACCCAACACAACCACCGACUCCUCCGCCCUCGUCGACGAUGCCACCGCCGCCGCCACCGCCGUAAGCUACGACGACAAGCGCCGAAAGGAGUACUUCCUCCGCGACCAGAUCCCAACAAAGUACGCCAUCAUCGGCUACCUCGCCACGGCCGCAAUCUCCACCGGCUGCGUCCCCUUAAUCUUCCCUCAGCUCCGUUGGUACCACCUCGUCGUCGUCUACCUCAUCGCCCCGGUCCUCGCCUUCUGCAAUGCCUACGGUUGCGGGCUCACGGACUGGUCCCUGGCGUCCAACUACGGCAAGCUGGCCAUCGUCAUCUUCAGCGCCUGGGUGGGCCUGGGCCGCGGAGGUAUCAUCGCGGGCCUGGCCUCGUGCGGAGUCAUGAUGUCCAUCGUGUCCACGGCCUCGGAUCUAAUCCAAGACUUCAAAACCGGGUACCUCACGCUCUCUUCCCCACGCGCCAUGUUCUUUUCGCAAAUCAUCGGCACGUUCAUGGGCUGCGUCAUGUCACCCUUGGUGUUCCUCCUCUUCCUGAAAUCGUACCCGCUCGGCGACCCGAGCGGGCCCUACCCGGCCCCCUACGCGCUGAUCUACCGCGGGAUCGCGCUGCUGGGGGUCGACGGGGUGUCCACCCUGCCGCGGAACUGCCUCGCGCUGUCGAUUGGCUUCUUCUUCUUGGCCAUGGCGGUCAACCUCGCGAAGGAGCUGCUGCAGAAGUACGAGACCAAGUAUAGGAUCUACAGGUUCGUGCCGAGUCCGAUGUGUAUGGCGAUUCCGUUUUACCUCGGGGCGUACUUCGCGAUCGACAUGUGCGUGGGGAGCUUGAUUCUGUUCUUGUGGACGUGGAGGAAUAGGAGGCAGGCGGAGGACUAUGCGGCGGCGGUGGCUUCCGGGAUGAUAUGUGGGGAGUCGUUGUGGGGGAUUCCGGCGGCGAUUCUGUCGCUGGCUGGGGUUGGUGCGCCGAUCUGCAUGAGGUUCUUCUCGGCCGGGGAUAAUAAGAAGGUCGAGGCCUUCUUGGCUACGUUGUAGUCAGCUACUAUAGUGCAGGAACAUGUUUUUUUUUUCCUUCUCUUUCUUAACGUUUCGGUAGUUUGUGUUUAUGUAGUAAUCCUGUUUGGUUUUAUUGUUUUGGAUUUUGAUUAAGGUUGUAAAUGCAUUACUAUUCGGUAUUAAUUAUAUUUGUGACGAUUUGUUUACUCUUUAAUAAUUCCUCUGUACUUGU
This is a messenger RNA of Linum tenue, 2404 nucleotides long. NCBI's taxonomy places the organism in Eukaryota, Viridiplantae, Streptophyta, Magnoliopsida, Malpighiales, Linaceae. The record is from the annotation of a GenBank genome assembly.